CAACAAACUGCUGAGCAACGCAUAGCAAGUCAAGAAUACUUGAUACUACUUCGUACCUACAGCACUUCCUUUCCCUUUCCACGUUGCUGUCAUCACCUGAGUCUUCCUGUUUUCAUUGUCCCAAGACCCCACCAUCAAGUACCCAUCGGAUCGUGUUCCCGCAUCAUUGAACAUUCAACAUGUCGGCCCCCACCAUCAAUAGCAUCCAGAUAGGAAGACUUCACAACAAGAAUGCGAUCGUCACCGGAGCAGCUGGAGGCAUCGGUCUUGAAACAUCUAUCCUCUUCGCCAAAGAAGGUGCCAAUGUCCUCAUGGCCGACAUAUCAGGUCCCGCUCUUGAGAAAGCGUUGGCCAAGCUCAAGCAAGUCGUUCCCUCGCAUCACAAAGUUGAGACUCAGGUCAGCGACGUGUCUAAAGAGGCCGAUGUAAAGGCUCUUGUCGACCACCUCGACGCCUGGGGCGGUGUAGACAUUAUGUUCAACAAUGCAGGCAUAAUGCACGCUGAUGAUGCUGACGCAGUCGACACCCCCGAGAAGAUCUGGGAUCUAACCCAAGCCAUCAACGUCAAGGGCGUCUGGUUCGGUUCCAAACACGCCGUCCUGUCUCUGCGCAAGCACAAGAAGACCAAAGGUUCCAUCAUCAACACUGCGUCCGUUGUUGCCCUCGUCGGCUCCGCUACCCCUCAACUGGCAUACACGGCCAGCAAGGGUGCGGUGUUGGCUAUGACCAGAGAAUUGGCAAUUGUGCAUGCCCGAGAGGGAUUCCGCUUCAAUGCUCUAUGCCCUGCUCCGCUCAACACUCCACUGUUGCAAGAUUGGCUAGGUGACGACCAGCCCAAGAGGCACAGACGUGAGGUUCACUUCCCGAGUGGUAGAUUCGGCGAGGCUAUUGAGCAGGCACGCGCCGUGUUGUUCUUGGCUAGCGACGAUGCUAGCUACAUCAACGGACAGGACUUCGUCGUCGAUGGCGGAAUGACAAAAGCCUAUGUUACCCCUGAAGGCCCACCUCUUGCGGCCCCAACGAACAACGCUCUUUUAUCCGAGCGGAUUGAUACCAUUCCUAGCACUGGUCACUAAGCUCUGCGCUCAACGGGCAAGGCCCCAAACGCUUCUAGAGUGAUUGAUCAAUCCAUAGGAAGUUUGUCUUAGCUAGACAGGUAGGCGUGCUCGCUUGCUUGCUUGCAUUUCAAUCUUGCCAUCCACAAUGUCUCUUCUAUAGGUAUCCUGGAAGCAUCGUAGAUAGUGUAGAUAGAUUUGCUGAGGAGAUAAUGGACAACAUUCCUAGAAUCCGAGUUUCCAUAUAUCAUGCAUGUUCUUUG
This is a messenger RNA of Amorphotheca resinae ATCC 22711, 1318 nucleotides long. RefSeq lists its product as hypothetical. Lineage: Eukaryota; Fungi; Ascomycota; Leotiomycetes; Helotiales; Amorphothecaceae. The record is from RefSeq and is a predicted model, not a curated record. Gene Ontology annotation, molecular function: oxidoreductase activity. The coding region runs from base 180 to 1076 and encodes 298 amino acids. The transcript is spliced from 4 exons.